This is a messenger RNA of Neomonachus schauinslandi (Hawaiian monk seal), 3912 nucleotides long. RefSeq names its product photoreceptor cilium actin regulator (gene PCARE). The transcript has 2 exons. Gene Ontology annotation, biological process: photoreceptor cell outer segment organization; protein localization to photoreceptor outer segment. The record is from RefSeq and is a predicted model, not a curated record. Lineage: Eukaryota; Metazoa; Chordata; Mammalia; Carnivora; Phocidae. The coding region runs from base 1 to 3912 and encodes 1303 amino acids. Gene Ontology annotation, cellular component: photoreceptor inner segment; photoreceptor outer segment.
AUGGGGUGUACACCUUCCCACAAUGACGUUGUUAAUAGCGUUGCUAAGAGUGGCAUCCAGUUUUUUAAAAAGCCCAAAGCAAUUUUGCCGGGACGUCAAGGGAGCGGUGGAAGAUGCUCUAUCCCUUUGCUACUUCCAAGCUCCACCUGCUAUGACUCUGGGGGAGACCCGACCCAGGGACAGAGGCUAACAGAGGAGCAGCCGAGGGCCAGGUGGACCCAAAGCCCAGCUGAAGGUCUCUAUCAGCUCACAAGAGAUCCCACUGUAGGCAAAGGGAAAGAUAUGGAAGGACUGCCCCCAGAAACCAGAAUCUCCGCAUCCCAGCUGGACAAAUCACAAAGCCACAUGGCUCAGGACCUUCCAUCCAAGACACAGAGCUCCCACGGGUCACAGGGGACAGUCUCUUCUGGGGAAGAGAGUGAAGAAAGGAAUACCCAGCAAAGGAAGCUGAGAUGCCACACGUGUGGCCAACAGGGCCAUUGCUGCCAGACCAUCCUUCCUGCUCAUGAGCCUGAAGGCAAAGUGGAUUUCCCUGAGCCCCUGGUGAAGGCCCACCAGCACGCCUACACCUACCUCCACACCUGCAUCUCCAAAUAUGAAGCAAUCCUGUCCAUCACCCAUCAGGCCACCCAGACCCAAGAGCUGCUGCAGCCCAUGGUCAGCUUCCUGCUGCUAUGCUUUGAUGAGGUCAACCGGCUCUUGGGGGAGAUCUCCAAGGAGGGAGAAAUGCUCCUCCAGGAAGUUCGGGACGAUCUGGCUUGGCCGUUGAGGAAAGGAGAGCCUCAGGACCAGCCAGAUCUCCUGCAACAGCUUCUGCAGUACACAGUCAGCAAGCUGCUGGUGCUCAGUGGCACGGUGGCCUCGAUCACUGGCCGCUUCCUGGAGGGCUCCAGCAGUUACCACCAUGACACCGCGAGCCACUUGGGAAAGAAGCUGAGCACAAAGAGGGGUGUGGAUGAAUGCCUCCUGCGGGCUCUGGGGCAACUGGAGAACUUGGCGAGCGGCCACGGGGACCCUGGGAUGCAGGGUGCGCCCUUGUGCUCCGAGGACAGUGGCAUUGGUGGGGACAACGACUCUGUGCAGCCGGUGGACAAGCUGGGCAGGCAAGCCAGCUGGGACUCGGUGUCGGAGCCCGCAGAACGGAAGCUGGUGCUUUCAUCCACGGUGGAAGCCAGGCUGUCAGGACAGGCCUGGCAGCAAAGUCCUUUCCAGAUGGGUUCAGACACACCCCAGGACUGCCCCCUCUGGAGGCCUCCGUCGGCAAAGGUUCGGCCCGCGGCACAGAGUGGAGCAGGGGGCCCUUGCCCCUCGAGCACAGGCCCAGAAACUACGACCGCCAGGCCUUUGGGGAUGGGCAAAAGCACUCGGUGUGAUUUCCUUGGGAUUGGGAUCUCCACAGAAGCACAUUUUCCUAAAGGCUCCCGCUUGGUGGACACUCCUUCCGUCACUGAAGGGGAGGACAGUAGCCCAGAGGAGGAGGGGGACCAGGUGAGUGGCAUGAGUCUGGGUCCACAGCAGGAAAACUCUUUCCCUCCAAGGCCGCGCUCUUCACCUGGUGGCCCGGAAGGCCCAUUUCAGCCACACCCCAGGAAGCUAAGGAAGCCCCAAGCCCAGGAAAUGAUUCUGAAGAUGAAGGAAGCAAUCAGCGAAAGGAUCAAGUUUGUCCCUGUGCCUUCUGGGCCCCAGGACUGGGCCGACGAGGACGAGAGGAGGACAGCGGUCCCCCCGAGACCCAGCACAGCCAGCGGCAGCAGCAGGGCCCCUCUGAGGCAGAGGAGGUCCCAGUCAGAGGGGUGUCUGAAGAGCCAAGUGGAGGACUCCACCCUCCAGGAGCUGCAGAGGGUGCAGAGAGACCUGAGCCGGAGGCUGGAGGCAUUUUACGCCCUGGGUGCACGACAGCAGGGGCAGAGCCCGGAGCAGAUUGCGCAGCCCCGCGCCGUGGCUCGGAGGUCCGACACCUGCGGGAGCGCGCCGAGCAUCACCAGCAGCAAGCUGAAGGCAUCCCUCACCAAGAACUUCGUCAUUUUACCGAGUCAGGACAAGAGCAUCGUGCAGAAAUGCAGUCCCCGCCCUGAGGGCGAACAGCCCCGGCAGGGGGAGCCUGAGGGGCUGCCAGUCGUCAUCCCAUCGGGUGAGAAGACCAGUGAGGCUCGGGGGGCCGAGGACUGGAAUGUCAGGGGCUGUCCCACCAGAACAUCAGUCAAGAAGCUCAUUGAAACUUUUAGUCCCACUGAGAGUCUGAGGACCCUGGGAGAUUCCAAGGACGCCGGGCCAAGCCCCUGCCUCAGGAAGUGGGGGGUCCCCCUCAUGCCCCCCAGAUUUCCCAUUUACAGGGGGCUUGCCCCUUUGUAUCCAAAGCCCCGAAUUUCUCCAGCAGCGAGUGGAGAAUCUCUCAAGCUGGGCCCAGCCUGGAGGCCCUUAUCUCCUCUUUUCCCCGCUCUGCUGACAGCAGGAGCGUCCAAGAGGGAGGACCGCAAUUUCAACUAUGAAACAGAAGAGGACCCAGAGCAUCUGCCUCCACCGCCUCUGGAAAUCCUGAUGGACAAAUCGUUCACCUCUCUGGAGCCCCCAGAGAGCAGCAAGCCAGCAGGAACCUCCUCCAACGGGACCCAUGCACCAGGGCCGGGAGGGCCUGACCCUGCCCUGAGAACGUGGGCUUCCCCAAAGCUAAGAGCCUCCAUGAGCCCCACUGACCUGCUACCCAGCAAGAGCACGACUGCCCCCACCAGGCCCCACAGCACAGGGCCAGGGGGCAGCAAGAGUGGCUGCAGUACCAGAAAGCUCACCUUGGACCUGAGCCACCCACCAGCAACCAGCGGAAACCCAGAGGUGGAGGGCAGAGGGGCUCAGAGUCAGGCACCCGCAGACAGGGCCACCAGCCUGUCCAAGCAUCCCCAGAAGGCCAUCCCCUGGCACCCCUCCAGCCACACAUCUGGGCCGAACAGCACCUUGGAACCCAGCCUGGCCAGGCCAACACGACGGCCACGUUCUCCCGAGGCCCCCAGGCAGAGCCAGGAGAGAAGCCCCUCGCCGGUGAGGAAGGCCUCUGCCGCAAGGGGACACUGGACAGCCCGAGCGGACAGGAGGCAGCUCCCCUCUCACAGAUCUGCCCAGCCAAGCGUCCCCUGCGUGCACAGCUCCCCCAGCCCACCCAUCAGCCCUCCGGUAAGCCCCACGGUGCUCAGCACCCCAGAGACGAAGGAAGGAGCCUCCCCCCCACCCUGGCACAAGCCGCCCAGCACUCCCCCUGCGAGCCCACCCGCACAGCACAAGGCCUCCAGCCCCCCUACCCGGCACACAGAAGCGAGUUCCCCUUCCUCUGGCCCCUCCUCGUCCCCCCCAGUGUCCCCUGCUCAGGGGCCCCAGCAAACAAGAGACCCUGAGGACAGUCGGGCAGCCACAGCUAAAGCAUGUGGGAACACGUGUUCCAUAUUCUGCCCGGCCACCUCCUCUCUGUUUGAAGCUGCCCCGCGCCCUUCGGCAGCCCACCCACGCACCCCAGCCUCGCUGCCCCCUGAAGCCGGCAGCCCUCGGGGGACCCCCGCAGGAGGCUGGAGGAGCUCGGGGCCACGGCUGAGGGCGGGCUCCCAGCGGGGCCCGGCUCUGUGUGCCCUCAAGCCUCAGCCUUUCAUCAGAAGGACGGCUUCUGACCACCGGCCGAGUAUCCGCCUCGGGCUGCCUGUCCCCGGUGCCACCUGCGACGCUUGGGAAUCCGCACUCAGCAGGAGCAGCAGCAGUGAGGAGAGCCCCAAGAAGGACACAGAGCCAUGGAACAGCCCCUGUGCCCCAGAACUGAGGGGCGGUGGCAGGGCUGCCUCUCCCCCAGAACUCUGCGUGUUGGGCCAUGGGCUGCAACGGGAGGCCAGAACCAGCCGCGCCCAGGACAAGCCUCAACAGAAGGAAGUAGCCUGA